UUCCGUGCAGUCAGUGAAGGCAGCAGUAGGAUCCAGGGUGUGUGCAGUCAGUCAAACUGACAGAGGGAGACAGGGAGAGGGAAACACCGGGAACAUCAGUGCCUGGUUCACCCGUGCCUGUCUUCGGUCUCUUCGGGUGUCUCUGUGGUGGUCGGACCGGAUCAUGGACCGGUCUCCUAGCUAGUUCCCGAGGAAAACACGAACCGUCCCCGGAGCUAAACCUGCUGGUGGAGCUUCCAUCAUCUUCACCAUCAUCAUCAGUUCCCUCCAGAGGAGACCGAGCAGCGCUGCAAAGAUGCAGACCUUCUUGAGGGGUCGCAGAGUGGGCUACUGGCUCAGCGAGAAGAAGACGAAGAAGCUGAACUUCCAGGCCUUUGCUGAUCUCUGCAGGAAAAGAGGAAUAGAAGUCGUGCAGCUGGACCUCAGCCAGCCCCUGGAGGACCAGGGUCCCCUGGACCUCAUCAUCCACAAACUGACCGACCUCAUCCUGGAAGCGGACCAGAACGAUUCACAAGCCGUGCUGCAAGUCCAGAGAGUACAGGACUACAUCGAUGCACACCCUGAGACCAUCGUCCUGGACCCUCUCCCUUCCAUCCGAACUCUACUGGACCGCUGCAAGUCCUACCAGCUCAUCCACAGAAUAGAAAAGUGCAUGCAAGAUGAGAGGAUUUGCUCUCCUCCGUUCAUGGUCCUCAACACGGAGUGCAGCCCGGAGGUGCUGGAGCAGAUCAAGCUGCAAGGUCUCACAUUCCCCUUCAUUUGCAAAACACGUGUGGCUCAUGGCACCAACUCCCAUGAGAUGGCCAUUGUCUUCAGUGAAGAGGACCUGAAGGACGUUAAGCCCCCCUGUGUGAUCCAGAGCUUCAUUAACCACAACGCAGUGCUGUACAAGGUUUUUGUAGUGGGAGAGUCCUACACUGUGGUGGAGAGGCCCUCCCUGAAGAACUUCCCUGCUGGUCCUGCAGGUGAGCAGCGGCUGAGGAGUCCAGAGGCGGCGCACAUCCACACCGAAAGGAAAGCCAUCUUCUUCAACAGCCACAACGUCUCCAAACCAGAGUCUUCCUCAGACCUGACCUCGAGAGAGAACGUGGAGGGAGUGUCCCAACCACCCUGCGAUGAUGUCAUCAGGGAGUUGUCCAGGUCACUGCGGCAGGCUCUGGGCGUGUCCCUGUUCGGCAUCGACGUCAUCAUCAACAACCAGACGGGCCAACACGCGGUCAUUGACAUCAAUGCGUUUCCCGGUUACGAGGGCGUCCCAGAGUUCUUCAACGACCUGCUGAGCCACAUCAGCGGCCUCCUGCAGAGCCACAACCCCGACUUCGCUCCCGGCGGCGAGCAGCCCAAAGGCCUGGCGGUGAGCAGUGGCGCCGCCCCUCAGGGCCCGUGCUGCUGCUGCAGCAGCGUGCGAGGGAAAGAGCUACAGAGACUGGGUUGCAACUCGGCCAUGUCGCCCAACUUCCAGCAGCACUGCGUCUCCACGAUAGCUACAAAGGCGUCCUCCCAGUGACUGAGUCCGGCCCGGCCCGCUUGAUUCCUAAACAAACAAAUCACAGUGGUGACAGUAAUAAUAAUAACAAUGAUGAAUAAUAAUCAGAGUAAUUACGAUGUUAAUAAUUUAUCUAAUCAAAAAUAGGCCUUUUCCUCUGUGGUUACUGAAACUGUUGGUGAUUGGGUGUAAGCUUCUUUCCUCUCUGCCUUUUUGUACAUUUGGUUCUGUCCAAUGAGAUUCUAACAGUACUGUAAUGUGAACCUUUGGGAACCUAACAGCUGAUUUCAGUUUUCUCCUGUGUGGGAUAUCUGUAAAGAAAGGGUCCAGAUGAGGGACAGCCUGACAGGCAUCCUAAGACUGAAGCACAUCCACAAAGUGACAGGUCCUGUUCCUGUAGGCUCGUUCUCGGGUCAGAACCACUCAUGACUCUGUGGAAGUUAAAGGGAAAAGAGACGGCAUUACAACAUCGCUCCACAGAUCCCAGGCUGCUGCAGACUGAGACCGGCUGAGGACUUUGGGGUUGGUUUGUUUCUCUAAGUGCCAUGAAAUUAGAAACUAAAACCUUUUCAAGAGUCCUGAUCACGUGACCAAGUUUUGUGGCGUUUCUGCAACCGUUUGGCUGAUUUCCUUCUACCCAGCACCAGGUGUUUGGCUUCCAACAAGCAGCAUCUGAGUCUCGGUUUGAUUCUCUGCAACCACAUUCCCCUUUUCUAAUGUCUGCAGAGAAAUUUCAGGGUUGUUUUCCAGUAUUCCAGUCGACCGAUUGUCUCCUUAAACAAGCAUGUCACGUUGAAAAGAUUAAAACAAAAUCCUAAAUAUCUUAAGGUUGAAUAUGUCUAAGGAUUCCCAGAGAACCGGGGUAAAUCAGUAGUUUUCCCGUCGCUGCAGAACUCCAGUCAGUCGCUUCGCUCCGUGCUCAGUUCUGACCCGGCUCCUCUUCCAGCUGCUGUAUCCGUGUGAUGGGAGGAGGUCCAGGUCUUGUUCCCAAUGUUCACUGUGAUUUUUUUUUUUUACUCCAGUUUGUUUAUACUUUUGUCUUGACAUCUAAUGAGAGUAACUUUAUUUUAUUGAGAUUUUAUGGGAAAAUGUUUUAUAUAAAUAAGAGCAGUAAUGCUUUUGAACAUGUGGAUAUUUUACAGUAAAAUAGCUCGCAUGUUGCUGAUCAAAGUAAACCAGUACUGCGGUUCAGUCUAUUAAUGAUUGCAUUCCUCUGAGCCUGCCUUCAACUCUGAUGUCCCAGAGAUCAUUCCUCCUGGUUUCCCCCCACCCCAAUUUAUCAAUUAAUCGUCCCUAAUUGUCUCUUCAGCCUCCUCAUCAGCAUCUCUCUGGGACAGAACAUAUGAAUCCACAUAAACAACCUGAUUGGAUGCCUGUGAGGUGAUGGGAAUUACACCAGGUUCAGGAGAAUGUAAUGCAUCCCUGUUCUGACCAGGAAAGGCUGAUAUCCGUGCACGGCGCUGUGCUGUUCCUUCCUCGUGCUUCGUUCUGGUAAAAAUAAUCUGCAUCCCAGACUGUGUCCCAGCUUCACCUCAAUGUUUACUUCUUGGGUGUCUUCUAUAAUGUUUGUAUGCGCCGAGGCUUAAUUGCGUAUAGUAUGUUUUGUAAGAGUUCAGUAAUUAGGAUCCACGAUUUUGACCUUUUUUUAAUUACAGGGCCAGUUCAAACGGCAAAAUAAACAUGUGAAACCUCUUGUCUUAAUUAA
Girardinichthys multiradiatus is the source of this 3191-nucleotide messenger RNA. It is a transcript of the gene itpk1b, whose product is annotated as inositol-tetrakisphosphate 1-kinase b. Bases 296 to 1507 code for a protein of 403 amino acids. The record is from RefSeq and is a predicted model, not a curated record. Gene Ontology annotation, biological process: inositol trisphosphate metabolic process. The transcript has 11 exons. Gene Ontology annotation, molecular function: inositol-3,4,5,6-tetrakisphosphate 1-kinase activity; magnesium ion binding; ATP binding. Gene Ontology annotation, cellular component: cytoplasm. Lineage: Eukaryota; Metazoa; Chordata; Actinopteri; Cyprinodontiformes; Goodeidae.